GCUUGCAGGAAGAGUAGGUACAAAAAACCAAGCCAGGACGAAAAGAACCAACGGGCACGACCAUGACUCGAAAAGCCGCGGGAACCGAGGAGACACAGGGCAGCGCAGCGCAGAGGCAGCAACCUCGGGCUUUUCAACCUUCACUGCCCCCUGCGCUCCUGCCGCUGCCGCUGCCGCUGCCGUGCGGACUAGCAUUGGCGUGCCUGCAGCGCCCGCGCGUCCACAUCAAUCAACCAAUCAAUCCAAACUCUCUCUCGCGCGCCUUGGGUCAAUUCGUCCCCCGCCCCGCCACGCGCCGUGUGUCGCGUCUCUCUGCCCCGUUCUUGCCAUCCCCGGUCUCCGCCUCUCCGCCGCCGCGGCGCUCUGUUUCCGCAUUGGACGGCGAUGGCGCCUGAGGCUGGGGAGUGGGGGUGGAUGGCGGCCGUGGCGGCGGAGGAGCUGGCGAAGCUGGAGGCCGCGCACCCGGGCCGCCUCGGCCCGCUCAAGGACGAGCUCAAGCGCCUCGUCGCCGACCCCGGCUGGGACGACGCCGACGCCUUCGCGCUCGCCUCCCUCGAACCCACCCCUUCCCCAUCAUCCUCCCAGCCCGCUGCUGCUCGCUUGGACCUGUUCACGGAAGAGUCCUCGACCAACAAGAGGAAGUGGUGUGCCGGCGGCGGCGGGGCCAGCCCGGAGCAGGGGAAGCGCCGGAGGAAGAGCGCGCCUCCGGUGCUGGUCAGGGACAGGGCGGACAUGGCCAUCGACCGCGCCAAGAAGUGCCUCAAGAAGAUCCGCGCCAUCAAGCGGAGCCUGCUUGGUGGCUUCGUCAGGGAAUGAGUGAUAGCUAGGGGCGAAAUCUGAUGGUAGCAGUAGAUUAACGCAGAUAGUGGGUGCAAAAUGGGAAUGUCCUUUCGUCGAUUGCCUUUUGGUUGUAUAUAUUUACCAGUACUAAUUUGUUGCCUUUCUGCAACUGGGAAAGUGGCAUCAUUCCGUUGA
Molecule: messenger RNA, 975 nt
Organism: Lolium perenne
Lineage: Eukaryota; Viridiplantae; Streptophyta; Magnoliopsida; Poales; Poaceae
Source: RefSeq, a predicted model, not a curated record